GCCAUCUUUCUUUUUUCUCUAAAUAUAAGACCGCGUGGACGGUAUUUCCUAAAAGAGAACUACACACAACAACAACAUGACUAACUCCAAGGGUUAUCGUCGCGGCACCAGAGACAUGUUCUCCCGCCCCUUCCGCAAGCAUGGUGUCAUCCCACUGUCCACCUAUAUGCGUGUCUUCAAAAUCGGAGACAUCGUUGACAUCAAGGGUCAUGGUGCUGUCCAAAAGGGUAUGCCCUACAAGGCCUACCACGGCAAGACUGGCCGUAUCUACAACGUCACCCCCCAUGCUGUCGGUGUUAUUGUAAACAAGCGUGUCCGCGGAAAGAUCCUACCCAAGCGCAUCAAUGUCCGCAUUGAACAUGUCCACCACUCCAAGUGCCGUGAAGAUUUCUUGCGCCGUGUCAAGGAAAACGAACGCUUGUUGAAGGAAGCCAAGGCUAAGGGUACCUGGGUUAACUUGAAGCGUCAACCUGAACAACCCAAGAAGGCUCACUUCGUUAAACAAAUCGAAGAACCCAUCCUAUUGGCUCCCAUUCCUUAUGAAUUCAUUGCCUAAGUUAUGUUUAACAUAUCUUGGCUUGAUUGAAGGAGGAGUUCUGUUUAGUUUUUUUACAUGCUGCUGUUGUACAUGGUCAGAAGAGAUGCUUUUCUAUGAAAAUUAUCUUGUAAAGUUAUGACAAAAA
This is a messenger RNA of Musca vetustissima, 683 nucleotides long. It is a transcript of the gene RpL21, whose product is annotated as large ribosomal subunit protein eL21. Gene Ontology annotation, molecular function: structural constituent of ribosome. NCBI's taxonomy places the organism in Eukaryota, Metazoa, Arthropoda, Insecta, Diptera, Muscidae. The record is from RefSeq and is a predicted model, not a curated record. Gene Ontology annotation, cellular component: ribosome; cytosolic large ribosomal subunit. The coding region runs from base 77 to 556 and encodes 159 amino acids. Gene Ontology annotation, biological process: translation. The transcript is spliced from 2 exons.